This is a messenger RNA of Penicillium concentricum, 11634 nucleotides long. RefSeq names its product Acyl transferase/acyl hydrolase/lysophospholipase. Gene Ontology annotation, biological process: secondary metabolite biosynthetic process; fatty acid biosynthetic process. Gene Ontology annotation, molecular function: 3-oxoacyl-[acyl-carrier-protein] synthase activity; phosphopantetheine binding; fatty acid synthase activity. The transcript is spliced from 5 exons. The coding region runs from base 1 to 11634 and encodes 3877 amino acids. NCBI's taxonomy places the organism in Eukaryota, Fungi, Ascomycota, Eurotiomycetes, Eurotiales, Aspergillaceae. The record is from RefSeq and is a predicted model, not a curated record.
AUGCCUUCAACACAACCCGAGGCUAUCGCUAUCGUGGGAAGCGGUUGCCGCUUCCCCGGAGCUGCAAGCUCACCUUCCGCCCUGUGGAAGCUACUGGAGAGCCCUCGUGAUGUGGGCAUGGAAAUCCCCCCAGACCGAUUCGAUGCCUCGGCCUUUUUCCACCCGGAUGGCAGCCAUCACGGCACAUCCAAUGUUCUCCGAUCCUACCUUUUGGAGGAAGACGUGCGUGCGUUUGACGCAGCUUUCUUCAACAUCAGCCCUAACGAGGCAGACUCCAUGGAUCCCCAGCAGCGUAUCUUGCUGGAGACCGUGUAUGAAGCCCUCGAAGCGGGUGGUCAUACAGUCGAGUCCCUGCGAGGAUCUGACACCGCCGUUUACGCCGGAACCAUGACCGCCGACUACAAUGAUACCCUUACCAGGGAUCACAACACCAUGCCCAACUACUUCGCAACUGGCACAAAUCGUGCAAUCAUCUCCAACCGAGUCUCAUACUUCUUCGAUUGGCAUGGUCCCAGUAUGACCAUUGACACGGCCUGUUCGUCCAGUUUGGUCGCCUUGCACCAGGGUGUUAGAACCCUCCGCGCCAGCGAAUCGCGGGUCGCCGUGGCAUGCGGCACUCAAGUGCUUCUCAAUCCCGAGAUGUAUAUCGGUGAGAGCAAGCUGACGAUGUUGUCGCCUAACGGCCGCUGCCGCAUGUGGGAUGCGGAUGCGGAUGGAUACGCCCGCGGAGAGGGCGUGGCAGCUGUCGUAUUGAAACGACUGAGUGAUGCAAUUGAGGAUGGAGAUCACAUUGAGUGUAUUGUCCGUGAGACUGGUGCCAACCAGGACGGCUUUUCGAAUGGUUUGACCGUUCCCAACUCCAAUGCCCAGUCUGCCCUCAUCCGUCAAACCUACAAGAGAGCUGGUCUGGACCCUGCCAAUAAUCCUCAGGACCGACCGCAGUUCUUCGAAGCCCACGGUACCGGUACUCAGGCAGGAGACCCAAAAGAGGCUGCCGCCAUCCACGAAUGCUUUGGCCGACACAUUACUGACUCGGAGAAUCCCCUGUAUGUGGGAUCGAUUAAGACCAUCAUUGGCCAUCUUGAGGGUUGCGCGGGUCUCGCUGGUGUUCUCAAAGCCUCUAGCAUGAUCCAGGCUGGGUCUUUUGCCCCCAACCUGUUAUUCGAGACCUUGAACCCUAAGAUCGAACCGUUUUACAACGGCCUGCAUGUGCCCACGAAACUAACACCCUGGCCCACCUUGGAAGAGGGAGUUCCUCGUCGCGUCAGUGUUAACAGCUUUGGUUUCGGCGGUACCAACUCACACGCGAUUUUGGAGUCGUACGAAGCCCCAACAAUCACGGGCUCCUCUGGCCCAACAUUAACGCCUUUCGUAUUUUCAGCUGCAUCUGAAGGAUCUUUGCUCGCUCAAUUACAGUUCUUUUCCGAACACCUGAAGACCCAUCAUGAUACCAUCGAUAUCUCAGAUCUGGCGUGGACGCUGCACUCCCGCCGAAGCCAGCUGUCAACCAAGGCAGCCUUCUCGGCCCUGACUGUUGAGCAGCUCGCGUCUAAAAUUGAUAUCAAGUUGGCCGAAGUGACGCAGAACUCUGCGACCGCUGUUGGCCUCCGAUCCAGCACCAAAACUGCUCCUCGCCUGCUUGGCGUGUUUACCGGCCAGGGUGCUCAAUGGCCAGCAAUGGGAGCGCACCUGAUCCGCUCAUCAGAAUUUGUCCAAAAGAGGAUCCAGGAGCUUGAGGACUCAUUGAAUACGCUUCCAGUGGGUGACCGUCCAGCAUGGAGCCUCAAAGAGGAGAUGCUGGCUGGAGCCGAUACCUCCCGCCUUGCUGAAGCUGCACUGUCGCAACCCUUGUGUACUGCAAUCCAAGUUGCCCUGAUUGAUCUUCUACGGGCAGCUGGAAUUACGUUUUCUGCUGUUGUGGGUCAUUCCUCUGGUGAGAUCGCUGCAGCGUAUGCAGCCGAUUUCAUCUCCGGCCACGAUGCGAUCCGCCUUGCGUACUACCGUGGAUUCUUUGCCCACCUUGCAGGCAACGAAGCCACUGGCCAAAAGGGCGCCAUGUUGGCGGUUGGUACCUCAUGGGAGGAUGCACAAGAUUUCAUCAACUUGUCCACCUUCAAGGGCCGCCUGACUAUCGCUGCCCACAACUCCCCCGCCAGUGUGACCUUGUCGGGAGAUGCUGACGCGGUCGUUCAUGCAAAGAAGGUCUUCGACGAGGACCGGAAGUUUGCCAGAGCUUUAAAGGUAGACACCGCUUAUCACUCGCACCACAUGUUGCCUUGUGGAGAGGCCUACGUCAAGGCCUUGCAAGCAUGUGGCAUCCGAAUCAACCGAGAGCGGUCCAAAGCUUGCUCUUGGUUCUCCAGCGUUACGGCCUCCGCCGAGCCAAUGGAACCGAUUGACGAUCUCCUCGACGUGUACUGGAGGGAUAACAUGACCAAUGCAGUGCUCUUCGCAGAUGCCGUCAAGAAUGCCGCAGCCAGCGACGAACUUAUCAACCUCGCGAUUGAGGUCGGACCUCACCCGGCCCUGAAAGGCCCAGCCAUGCAGAACAUCUCAGAGGUGCGGGACACACCAAUUCCCUACACUGGUGUCCUUAGCCGGGGGAAGAACGACAUUGAGGCCUUCUCCGAGGGCCUGGGUUUCAUGUGGACCCAUCUUCCACAGUUGGUUGAUUUCCAGGCAUUUGAGAAGGCCGUGGCUGCGGAAGGCUCUCGCCCUCCUAAGUUGGUGGCUGGGUUGCCCUCAUAUCAGUGGAACCACGGGCGCUCUCACUGGAGCGAGUCGCGCAUAUCGAGAAAGAUGCGCACGCGGAAGCAUGGCCACCAUGAGAUUCUUGGUUUCCUGUCUACCGAUUCUAAUGCACAGGAGCUGCGCUGGUUGAAUGUGCUCAAGCAGUCAGAGAUCCCCUGGCUGACCGGCCACCAGUUGCAAGGCAUGACCGUCUUCCCAGCUGCAGGCUAUAUCGCCAUGGCGCUCGAGGCAUCGAGACACGUUGCGGGCAACAGACAGGUCAAACUUUUCGAACUGCACGAUCUUUCCAUUCCCAGAGCUCUCACAUUUGAGGAUGGGGAUAACGCGGGUGUCGAAACGCUAGUCACGCUUACGGGAGUCAAGUACCUCCCAGACCAAACCGCAACUACACAGUUCGCUUGUUACUCCGUCCCCGUUCUGACGAAGGGCUCGGACCUGGAUAUGGAGCUCAUGGCCAGCGGGACGGUCAAGAUCAUCUUCGGUAUUCCAGAUGUAGCAGCACUGGAUCGUCUGCCAGUGACCGAGAACAACAUGGCCGCGAUUGACCCCGACCGUUUCUAUGCCGGCCUUGCCGAGCUAGGUUACAACUACGGCGGCCCAUUCAGAACCAUGUCUGGAAUGAAGCGCAAGCUCAACCAGUCUUCUGUUCUGGUGGACUCCUUCCCUUACAAGGAUUCGGAUGUUUCCGACUUCUUGGUUCACCCAAGCACGCUCGAUGUGGCCUUCCAAGCAUCAAUCCUCGCAUUUUCAGCCCCCGGUGAUGGACGACUUGGGUCACUCUCCGUCCCGGUCGGGAUGAAAGCCCUUCGCGUUAACCCGGAGGUGUGCGCUUCGCUACCUACUUCCGGGUCGAAAGUGCCUGUCAUCUCAGCGCUUGAUCCAGAAUUCGAGGGUUUCUCUGCCAGUAUCGAUCUUCUCGACCAAGAUGCCGGAAACUGUAUGAUCCACGUGGAGGAUAUCGUGCUCCAGCCUUUUGCUCCGGCCACCGCGGCCGACGAUAGCGUGAUGUUCACAAACACUAAGUUUGGUUUCGCGCUGCCAGAUGGAGGCGCUGCCACGAACCUUUCGAGUAUGGUUGCGCAGGUGACACAUCGUUAUCCACACGCGCGUAUUCUUGAAAUAGGUGCCGGAGCAGGGGCCGCCACAAAGUCGAUCCUUCAAAGUAUCGGCGGUAAGUAUUCCUCAUAUAACUACACUGAUGCAUCGGAGGACUACUUUGCCAGAGCGUCAGAGUUCUUCAUCGCGCACAGCGACAAGAUGAUAUUUAGUCCCUUGGACAUUGAAAAGCCACCCACUGACCAAGGAUAUGAACCUCGCUCCUACGAUAUCAUUAUCGCAUCUAACGCGUUGUCUGCCGCCAAUCCGCUCCACACGGCCUUGAAGAACGUACGAGAGCUUCUCAAGCCAGGUGGAUAUCUCCUGCUGUCGGAGCCCACCAGCGCGAGCGCGGUUGGUACUAUUUCUGAAGGCCAGAGCGAUGGCCGUACAGCUUCAUCACCUCUGACAUUGGGGAUCUGGCAUUCUGCCUUGCGCAAGGCUGGAUUUGGCGGAGUUGAUGCCGCCACUCCGGAUAUGGACCGCGCCGAUGGGUCGUUCUCGGUUAUGGCGUCGCAAGCCGUGGAUGAUCGAGUGCACUUCCUGAGACGGCCACUCUCCGCCUCUACGCCACCCAUUCACAUCGAAAGCCUGGUCAUUCUCGGAAAUGGAACUCUCGAGACUGUGCGUCUUGGCGAGGAGGUGGUAGACCAUCUUGGACGCUUCUGCGGCGAGACGACCAUUCUCAAUGGCCUUCCUACUGAGGAGGAGGCGCUCGAAUUGAAUCCAAUGAGCACCUUCGUCAAUCUGGUCGAUAUUGACUCUGCCAUCUUCAGGGAUAUGACACCUGAAAAGAUGGACGGCCUGAAGCGCAUGGUGGAGCUGGCCAAGCACAUCGUUUGGGUCACGCAAGGCGCACACACUGACCACGCGUACCACAUGGCCAGUGUUGGAUUUAGCCGCACCGUUCAACAAGAGGCUGCACAUAUCACAUGGAAUCUUCUCGAUGUGUCUGAUCUGCAGCACAAUACAUCCAAGGCUAUUUCUGAGUAUCUUCUGCAACAGAGCGCCCUCGACGCGUGGGAAGCACCCCCGUCGGCAUUGGGAGAUAGAGAACACCGUGACUUUGCAUUCCUUUGGUCAAAAGAACCCGAGGUGUUCCUUGAUCACGGAAAGCUGAAAAUCCCUCGGCUGAUGGUGAACACAGCGCAAAAUGCCAGACUGAACUCGUCCAAACGUGUCAUCACAAAGACAGUGCCAAUUUCUCACCCCAAUAUCACCGUCAUCUCACCGGCGGCAGAUGUACCGUCCUCUCUGGUGGAGCUUGUUGGUGGCAAGCCUAAGGAGUUCUCGGAAGAUUUCAUCAAAGUCGAAGCCUCGACCUUGAUGGCAGUCCGUGUCACGCCUGAUAUGUUCUUGUACGUCGGAGCCGGCAGAGGCAAAGAUGGAAAACUGCAGGUCUUCGUCUCAACUACCAACUCUUCCCAGGCAGCACCAGUUGCGAGUGUACCAGCAGAUGUGGAGGCCGAUGCGGACGACCUGCUUGUCUCUGUUGCGAGUGAGCUCAUCGUUAGCUCACUGCUUGAUCAAAUCCCCAACAGAAGUCACAUGCUGGUUCAUUGCUCGGGUGAAGAUCGUUUCCUCGCUGCGGCCUUAACCAAGCAAGCCGCCGCCAGGGCUGUCGGUGUGGAGUUCACAUGCGAUGGACAAGACAAACAGCGAGACCCGGCAUGGAUCACCCUGGAUGUGCGCACUCCCAACCAUUGCGUACGUGAGAGACUUCGUCAAAUCAUGCCCACGCACUUCCUCGAUUUGACAGCUACACCUUCUCUCAGCGAGAGCGGUUUGCGGGUCGAUAAAUUCCUGCCCGCGCGCUGCAGUCGCAUCAACCCGACUAGUCUCUACCGACACCAGUCCUCGGCACUUUCUCAGUCCUAUGACCACGCCGCCCUGGAGCGCCUACUCAAAGAUGCCGUUUCCCGUACGGUUGUCUUCCCAGGUGGUGUCCAGGACUUGGUUACUCAGGUUGACCGCGUAAGCGCGCUCAGCUACAAGCACGCCACAUAUGCUGUUCACUGGCCUGUGUAUGGCUUUGUCGAGAUUGAGGUGCGCCCUCUCGAAGCCGAAGCUCUCUUCUCUAAAGACAAGACGUAUAUUCUCGUCGGUCUGAGUGGUUCUAUGGGACAGUCACUCUGUGAGUGGAUGGUCUCGAAUGGAGCGGGAUGUGUCUGCUUGACGAGUCGACGACCCAAGGUCGACGAGGACUGGCUGAAAUCCUUCCGUGGAACAGGCGCCACCAUCAAGGUUGUCCCCAUGGACGUUCUCGACAAGGAAAAUCUGCAGCGUGCUGUAGAUGAGAUCCGCGCGACCUGUCCCCCAAUCGCCGGUAUUGCCAAUGGAGCCAUGAUUCUUGAGGACCAGCUCUUCUCAAAUAUGUCAGCUGAGUCGAUGCAGAGAGUCCUUGGGCCCAAGAUUGACGGGUCCAAGAAUCUGGAUGAAAUCUUCUACAACGAGGACCUUGAGUUCUUCGUCAUGUUCUCAUCCAUCGCCUGUGUCUUCGGAAAUGUUGGCCAAUCCAACUACAAUGCGGCAAAUGCCUUCAUGGGUGGCCUUGCCAGACAACGUCGCAGACGUGGCCUCGCCGCUUCAGCCCUUGAUAUCGGCCAGGUGACAGGCAUCGGAUUGAUUGAGGCAGCCAACCAAAGCGUCCACGAUCAGCUCAGGAAGCUCCGAUUGGCGCUCGUCUCGGAGACUGUUCUCCGUAAAGCGCUUGGUGAAGCGAUUCAAGCCGGUUACCCAGGUCAGAAUGAUUACGACUACAUCCCCACAGUGACCACCGGUGUCCGUAUCUACGGUGACGAUGAGAAGGACGAGGUCACAGGCCCGUGGUUCAGCAAUUCAUUCUUCUCGCAUAUGAUUCGUCAGAGCGACACGUCGUCAUCAGGAGCUGACGAACAGGAUAAGAAGUCCCUUCCUGUUCGCCAACAGCUUCCGACUGCUACAAGCAAGCAAGAGGCUCUUGAAAUUCUGGAAGAUUGCCUGGCAGCGAGGUUGCGCGUUUUGCUACAGUUGGGAGAUCAGGAAAUCCAUCACGAUGCUCCGCUUCUCGAACUGGGCAUUGAUUCCUUGGUCGCCGUGGAAGUGCGAACCUGGUUUACCAAGGAGUUGAAGGUAGACAUGCCGGUUCUUAAGGUAAUUGGAGGCGCAUCUCUCGCUGAGCUGUGCCAAGGAGCAUUUGAAAAGCUCCCCGCGGAACUUGCUGCAUCCAUCGGAAGCGAAGGUAAGGAUGCUGAGCCCACGAAACCCGCUACGACCGCGCCACAGCCUCAGCUGCCGCAGCCACGGGUUGAGGGAUCCGUUUCAGACUCUACCUCGUCAUCCGGGGACAACUCGACCUCAACACCCGGUGAGAACUCGACCCCAGACAAGCAGGCGGCAACGACAUUGACGACAAUGACCACACCGUCCGUCGUUUCCGACCACGACUCUCCUGAGACUGCUAAGCAAGCAGCAUCCCUAGGGAGAAAGUUCCUCAAGAGUGAGCGUCUCUCGUUACCGCAGUCACGAUUCUGGUUUUUGCGACACCUCCUUGAAGACCCGACAACCCCGAACGUGGUCUUCCAGUUCCAUGUCACUGGAAACUUGCACGUUGGCGCCCUGGAGAGAGCCAUCCGCACAGUGACAACCAGGCACGAAGCCCUACGGACGUGCUUCGUCGAGAAUGAGAACGAAGCUGGUGAGGCUUACCAGAAGGUGCUGCGCAGCUCCCCGAUGCGACUCGAGCGCAAGAAGGUUGCUUCUGAGGAGGAAGUUGCUGCCGAGUAUAAGACACUGAAGGAGCACGUGUUCGACCUGGAGAAUGGCGAUGUGAUGCGCAUCCUUCUCCUGACGCUCUCAUCUGGAAACCAUCAUUUGCUGAUCAAUUACCAUCACAUUGUCAUGGACGGCGCCAGCUUUAAUAUCUUUACCGCAGAUUUGGAAAAGGCUUACAGCGGCCAAUCUCUCGGCGCGCCGCCAGGGCAAUAUCCUGCUUUCUCGGUGGCUCAGCGACAGGCCCUUGAGAAGGGAGAGAUGAGCGAUGAGCUGACCUACUGGCAGGGAGUAUUCCCCGCUGGUGAGCAGCCUCCUGUCCUCCCCCUCCUGCCAAUGGCUCGUACAAGCUCCAGAGUGGCCAUGAAAGGUUUCGCUGCCCACCAGGUGGCUAUCAACCUCGAACCCGAGUUGGUCGCGCGGGUGAAAGCCGUGUCCAAAGCACAGCGUUCUACGCCCUUCCAUUUCCACCUCGCCGCAUUCAAGGCCAUGCUCUUCUGCCUCGCCGGGGAGCAGACCAAGGACCUGACAAUCGGUAUUGCCGAUGCCGCCCGCAACGACAGCAGCGUGGAAGGCAGCAUUGGUUUCUUCCUCAACCUUUUGACCCUUCGAUUCCGCCGUCAGAACGAUCAAACCUUUGCUGAUGCAGUUUCGGAAGCAAGGGACACGACCUACGCAGCGCUGGGGACGUCGCGCUUGCCGUUUGAUGUGCUGCUCACGGAGUUAGGCAUCGCUCGUUCUUCCCUGCACAGUCCUUUCUUCCAGGCCUUCUUGGACUACCGACAGGGUGCCCAGCAGAAGUACCCUUGGGGUAAUUGUGAAUUUGAAUUCCAAGAUGUCCACCCUGGACGUACGGCGUACGACAUUACAUUGGAUGUGACUGAGUGGAAUGCUACAGACACGCUCGUGAUGAUUCGAGUACAGACGAGUCUUUACGACCUCACGGCGGCGAAUCUGUUGCUGAAGACUUAUGUCAACUUUCUUGAAACUGUCACCAGCGAUGCGUCGUUGACUCUGGAGGCUACUCCCAUCUUUGGACAAGAACAGCUGACCAAAGCGGUCGAGGUCGGCCGUGGUGAGUCUACUUUUCAUCCCCUUAGGAGUGUGCCCAAGAAAGAGAACACUACUAACUCUGAGACAGGUCUCAAUCUGACAUCUGACUGGCCCGGAACACUCCCCCUUCGGAUUGAUCAGAUUGCCGAGGAGCACCCCCGCAAAGUCGCCCUGAUGGAUGGCACUGGUAAGGUCCUCACGUACUCUGGCAUGGUGAACCGGAUCGAGGCUAUAAGCGAGGCCUUGCAGAAUUCUGGUGUCCACGAAGGCUCUCGAGUACUUGUCUACCAGCAGCCUGCAGCGGACUGGACAUGCUCCAUGCUUGCCAUCAUGCGCAUCGGUGCAGUUUAUGUGCCAUUAGACCUGCGCAAUCCGUUGCGUCGCCUCGCCACUGUCGCCAAGAACUGCGAGCCUCUCGCCAUCCUCGCCGAUGACACCACAAAUGUCGAUGCCCUGCAACUACAGGCAGAGGCACCAGAAUCCAGCAUCAUCAAUGUCUCGGGUCUCCCGGAGGCAGCCGCGGCUCACAUCCCCAACGUUUCAGACGCAGAGUCCACCGCAGCGAUCCUGUACACCAGUGGCUCGACAGGUCUGCCUAAGGGAAUUGUGGUCACCCACGCAGGUCUCCGAAACGAGAUUGAGGGGUAUACCAAGUCUUGGGGACUGGGGGCAGAGCGCGCGCUUCAGCAGAGUGCGUUCACCUUCAACCACUCCUCAGACCAGAUGUACACAGCCCUCUGCAACGGAGGUAUGGCGUACAUCGUUCCAGCUGAUAAGCGCGGCGAUCCAAUUUCGAUCACCAAGAUCAUCCAAGAGCAGGGCAUUACUUAUACUAAGGCGACGCCAUCCGAAUACUCGCUUUGGAUGCAGUACGGUGGCGACACACUUCGACAGGCAAACAACUGGCGUUUCGCUUUCGGCGGUGGUGAGCAGCUCACCACCCUCGUCACCCAGGAAUUCGCGAGCCUUAAUCUCCCACAGCUCCGCUUCUUCAACUCAUACGGUCCGACGGAGAUCUCCAUUUCGUCGCAUAAGAUGGAGAUCCCUUACCGCGAAACAGAGAAGUUGGUAGAUAUGGGCCGUAUUCCAUGCGGCUUCUCCCUCCCCAACUACUUCACUUAUGUUGUGGAUGAGCAGCUGCGACCAGUGCCCGUUGGCAUGCCCGGAGAGAUCUGUCUCGGCGGUGCUGGUGUCUCUCGUGGAUACCUCAAGAACGAGGAACUCACUGACAAACACUUCGUGACGAAUCCGUUUGCGACAUCUGAAGAUAUCGCCCGCGGCUGGACGCGCAUGUACCGCACUGGUGACAUCGGCCAUUUGCAAGAGGAUGGAGCAAUGGUGUUCCAUAGUCGGAUGGCAGGUGAUGCUCAGGUGAAGAUCCGUGGACUUCGGAUUGAACUGAGUGAUAUCGAGAGCAACAUGAUCUGCGUUGCGGAUGGUGCAUUGAGAGAGGUUGUCGUCACGCUUCGUGAGGGUGAUUCACCGUUCCUGGUCGCCCAUGUUGUCUUUGAGCCCAAGCACAACGUUGCGGACAAAGAUGCAUUCCUGCGGGACUUGCUCGCUCGUCUCUCCCUCCCCCAGUACAUGAUACCGGUUAUGGCCAUCCCGCUCGACAAGUUCCCUCUCAGCAACCACUCCAAGGUUGACCGCAAAGCAGUGCAGGCUAUGCCAUUGCCUGACCGUGUUCUUCAGACACAGGACGAUACCGAGUUGACCGAGACUAUGGUGCAACUCAGGCACGUGUGGCGGGAAGUCUUGGGAAAGAACGUCGACAAGCUUGGACUUGAUCUGGGACCUUCAACUGACUUCUUCAUCGUGGGAGGCAACUCCCUGUUGGUCAUUCGUCUGCAGGCCUGUAUUCGCCAGGCCUUCAAUGUCGCGCUUCCCCUCGCCAAGCUCCUAGGAGCCAGUGUCCUCGGCGAUAUGGCGCGCAAGAUCGAAGAAAGCCCGACCGUCGACCCCAUUGAUUGGGAGCAGGAAACCACCCCUCCAACCGUCCCCACUUUCCUCCGCGACCUCGCCCCAAAGACCCCAGCUACAGCCAAGACGGUUUUAGUCACAGGUGCGACGGGCUUCCUCGGUCAGUCCAUGCUCCCGCAGCUUGCGGCAAGGUCUGACGUGGCCGCGAUUCACUGUGUUGCCGUGCGAGACAAGCCUCGCGCACGUCCGCUCUUCUCUGCUUCAAACGUGGCCUAUCAUCCAGGUGACCUGUCGCUUCCCCUUCUGGGACUGGGAUUGGAUGAGUUCCGCCAGCUAGCAAGCCAGGUGGAUGUCAUUCUACACAUGGGUGCUGUAAGAUCAUUCUGGGACAACUACAAUGUGCUGCGCCCAAGCAACGUGCACCCAACCAAGGAAUUAGCCAAACUGGCCUCCGUGCACCAAGUCCCCAUUCAUUACAUCUCGACGGUGGGUGUCCUCCCGGAGCUGUCUAUGACAAACGACGCCGGCUCUGCGGCCGCUUUUGUGCCCCCCGCGGAUGGAACGGAGGGCUACGUUGGCAGCAAGUGGGCCAGCGAACGCAUCCUCGAGCGCUCUGCUGAGGAACUGGACGUCCCAUCAUCCAUCUAUCGCUUCCUACCCGCCACGCAACAAGAUCCCGUGGAGAAACAGCGACUGAUGGAUGCGUUUAUUCAUUAUGUCGACGCAUCGAGCAAGGUGCCUGACAUGAGCGUCUGGGCCGGCCGCGUGGAUCUGAUCCCCACCGAGCAGGUUUCCCAGUGGCUUGGCGAUUCUGUUACCGCCGCACCUGCUACUACUGCUAUGACCAAGUUCUCGCACUACGAAAGCCCCCUGGCUGUCCACACGGAUGAGCUCAGCGCUUAUAUCCAGCAGGAGCGAGGAGACCGGGAGGGUCUGGAGUCGAUGCCGGUUCUGAAGUGGUUCGGACUGAUCAAGUCCCUUGGCUUUGACUAUCUUUUGGCAUCGCAGGAGGCGACUGUCGGUGGCAGCGGUGAGAAUGGCCAGGUCCUUCAAUCGCGCCGAUGA